UCUUACGUCCAGUGCCUGAGCGGUGAGCUGGCCACGGCACAGAUUUCUCCCCUCUGCUCGGAUUACUUAUCUCCUCUCUAACGGAGCUCUUUCUUGUUUUGUUCCUCCGUGCCCGGUAGAUAUCGGAGUAUUCAGUAGUGAUCUGUUUGGUGCGCAGUAGCGCGCAAAACCUAUUGCGAGGCUGCGCCUCCGCGGCAAUGGAUUGAUCUCAGUGUGGUGUUUUUUCUUCUUUUCUUUUUUUUUUUUUUUUUUUCUUUACGACCUCUGCUUCGACCAAGUUGAGAAAACAGUCUCUAACCUGCGGCUCUCUCCUUCCAGCUGCGUGUUUCACCAGCGGAGCUCUAAAAGUACCGGGAUCUGGAUGUUUUUGCACAUUUUAGGACUUUGAACUUUUUCUUCUUCUUCUUCUUCUUUUUUUUUUUUUUGAACCCUCCUUGAUGUGUUUGCAGGAGGCUUGCCUGGGAUUCUAAGGAUAUAUAUAUAUAUCUUAUUUCUUUGGAGGGGGCUUUUCAACAUCUUCUCCGAGGUUUCCGGAAAGCCUGCAGAGAUUUAUUCGUGAAAAGUGAUGGCCGAGCGAGGAGCUCCGGCGCUCCUCUCUCUCCUCUGUCUCACCUUUCUCUUCACCGAGACCACCGCGGCAAAGCAUGUCGACAAAGGCUCAGCAGCGCAGCCCUUCAGCCCUUUCUGGUUCACGGUGGAGCCCCAGGACACGCUGGCCAUCCGGGGGAACUCCGCGCUGCUCAACUGCUCGGCGCACAGCGACGAGGCCUCGCCGGCGCGGAUCGAGUGGAAGAAGGACGGCACCUUCAUGAGUUUGGUCUCGGACGAGAGGCGGCGUGUCCUUCCGGACGGCUCGCUGUUCUUCACCCAUGUGGUCCAUUCAAAGCACAACAAGCCGGACGAGGGCACGUAUCAGUGCGUGGCCAACAUCGACAAUGUGGGCUCCAUCUCCAGCCGCACGGCGCGCCUCGCUGUAGCAGGAAUUCCCCGGUUCGCCAGCCAGCCGUCGCCGGCCUCCGUCCACGUCGGGGACAGCCAGGUGAUGGCGUGCGAGGUCAACUCGGACCUGGUUCCGUUCACGCGCUGGGAGAAGGACAAGGAGGUGUUGGAGCUGAGUGACCGGUUGAUCCAGCUGCCCAGCGGGGCCCUCGUUAUCAGCAACGCCUCGGAGACGGACGCCGGCCUCUAUCGCUGCGUCGUGGAAAACGUGGGUUCCUCCAAGUCCAGCGACGAGGCCCCGCUGCAGACCAUCCCAGAACCUGGAGUGGAGAGGAAGCUGGAGUUCCUGGUGCAGCCUGCGUCUGUGGCCAAGCUGCUGGGCGCUGGCGUGUUGCUGCCGUGCGUGGCCACAGGUUACCCCCCACCACACAUCCGCUGGAUGUUUGGAGACAAAGCGCUGGAGGAAAGCGACAGUCGUGUGGAAGUGACGGGAGGCGGCAGCCUCCAGAUUUCCAACAUUACGGAGGAAGAUGGCGGCGUGUACACCUGCGUGGCUGAAAACUCCAACACCACCAUCGAAGCCCAGGCCCAGCUCACAGUUCAAGUUCCUCCCCAGUUUGUCAAACGGCCCACCAACAUCUACGCCCACGAGUCCAUGGACAUCGUCUUCGAGUGCGAAGUUUCGGGCUCGCCCGCUCCCACCGUCAAGUGGGUCAAGAACGGAGACGCCGUCAUCCCCAGCGACUACUUCAAGAUAAUUAAGGAGCACAACCUGCAGGUUCUGGGUCUUGUCAAGUCUGACGAGGGUUUCUACCAGUGCCUGGCAGAAAACGAUGCCGGCAACAUCCAGUCGAGCGCGCAGCUCAUCAUCUUGGAUCACGACGUAGCCCUGCCCGCCUUCCCCCCCCCUUCACUGACUCCUAACACUACUGACCAUGUAACAGCAGGCUCCGGAGGCGUGGCCGCGCCGGCGGGGCCCACCCCCUCCGCGCCGCGGGACGUCGUGGCUUCCCUGGUCUCCACCCGCUUCAUCAAGCUGACGUGGCGCCAGCCGGCCGAGCCGCACGGAGACGACCUGACCUACUCCGUGUUCUACAGCCAGGAGGGAACCAGCAGGGAGCGGGUGGUGAACACCAGCCGACCAGGAGAGAUGCAGGUCACCAUCCAGAACCUGAUGCCAGACACCAAGUAUCGCUUCAGGGUGGUGGCGCACAACAGCAACGGCCAGGGCGAGAGCUCAGCAGCACUCAAAGUGGCCACCCAAGCUGAAGUGCAAGUGCCGGGUCCAGCUCCCAACCUGCAGGCGGUGUCCAACACUCCGACCUCCGUCUUCCUCAGCUGGGAUAAACCCCUCACAGGCAACGGGGACAUCCUCUCCUACAAGCUCUACUACACAGACAGGAGUGUUGGCACAGAAGAGGAUGUUGACAUAGACGGCCAGUCGUACACCAUGGCUGGACUGAAGAAGAACACAGAGUACAGCUUCCGCGUGGUGGCCAACAACAAGCACGGCCCGGGGGUCUCCACGGAGGACGUCAUGGUCCGGACACUUUCUGACGUUCCAAGCGCCCCUCCUCAAAAUCUCACCUUGGAGGUCCAGAACUCAAAGAGCAUCAUGGUUCGGUGGCAACCGCCUCCGCUCAGCGGGCAGAACGGGGAAAUCACCAGCUACAAGAUACGCUACCGGAAAGUUCCACGGAGGAGCGAAUCAGCUGUGACCACUGCUGGGACGGAGCUCUACAAGCUCAUCGAUGGCCUGGAACCCGGAACGGAGUAUUCUUUCCGAGUGUCGGCCGUGACUGUGAACGGGACGGGACCGGCCACCGAGUGGGUCCCAGCAGAGACGUUUGAGAGCGACCUGGACGAAUCUCGCGUACCGGACCAGCCCAGCUCGCUGCACGUCCGCCCGCUGGUCAACAGCAUCGUGGUGAGCUGGACGCCGCCGGAGAACCAGGACAUUGUGGUGCGCGGCUACACCAUCAGUUACGGCAUCGGGAGCCCCCACGCUCAGACCAUCAAAGUGGACUACAAGCAGCGCUACUACACUAUUGAGAACCUCAACUCCGGCUCCCACUACGUGAUCACGCUGAAGGCCUUCAACAACGUGGGGGAGGGGAUCCCCGUGUACGAGAGCGCGGCCACCAGAGUGCAGUCAGACCCCAUAGACCCCGAUGUUGACUUGUACGAACUGUUCCAUGCUCCAUACACCCCAGCACCCGACCCCAGUCCCAUGAUGCCUCCUGUGGGCGUGCAGGCCUCCGUGCUGAGCCACGACACCAUCAAGGUGACGUGGGCUGACAACUCGCUGCCCAAGAACCAGAAGAUCACCGACAACCGCCACUACACCGUGCGAUGGAAGACCAACAUCCCCGCCAACACCAAAGUGAAGAUGGCCAACAGCACAAGCCUGAGCCACGUAGUGACAGGCCUGAAGCCCAACACGCUUUACGAGUUCUCCGUCAUGGUGACCAAGGGCCGCCGCGCCAGCACAUGGAGCAUGACCGCUCAAGGGACCACCUUUGAGACCAUCCCCAGCUCCGCCCCAAAAGACGUGACAGUGGUGAGCAAAGAGAACAAGCCACGCACCAUAAUAGUCAACUGGCAGCCUCCCUCUGAAGCCAACGGGAAAAUUACCGGUUACAUUAUCUACUACAGCACGGACGUCAACGCGGUGGUCCACGACUGGGUCAUCGAGCCUGUGGUGGGGAACCGCCUCACACACCAGAUCCAGGAGCUGACUCUGGACACCACGUACUACUUCAAGAUCCAGGCCAGGAACUCCAAAGGAAUGGGGCCCAUGUCGGAGCCGGUGCAGUUCAGAACUCCCAAGACUGAGUCCUCUGACAAAAUGGCUAAUGACCAAGCUUCAAAUAUCCCACCAAAGCCAGGACCUCCAGGCAACUCGUAUCCAGUUGCCCCUCGAAAUUCAGAUGGUAAAAUAGGUCCCAGAAAUGAGAAUCUCACCGUGAUCAUCGUCAGCAUAAUCGCAGUGGGAGUCUUCACCACCAUAGUGGUGGUAGUGGGAGCCUUACUGUGCACGCGGCGCAGCACGUCCCAGCAGAAAAAAAAGCGAGCGGCCUCGAAGUCGUCAAACGGCUCCCAUAAGUACAAGGGAAACUCCAAAGACCUGAAGCCGCCCGACCUUUGGAUUCACCACGAGAGGCUGGAACUGAAACCCAUAGACAAGUCGCCGGAACCCAACCCGGUCAUGACCGAGACGCCCAUCCCCCGCACCUCGCAGGACAUCACCCCCGCCGACAGCGGCCUGGAGAGCAACCCCCACCUGCAGCAGCGGCGCAACUCCUACCGAGGCCACGAAUCAGACGACAGCAUGUCCACACUUGCAGGCCGCCGGGUGAUGAGGCCUAAAAUGAUGAUGCCUUUUGACGCUCAGCCGCCCCAGCCUGUGAUUAGUGCUCACCCCAUCCAUUCCCUCGAUAACCAUCAUCACCAUUAUCACAUGGGCAGCCUGGUAUCACCGACACGCAGCUACCUCUACCAUCAAGGCAGCGGGUACCCUCGCCCGCACGCCUGCGCCACCCCCAUCUCCCACCUAGAGAGGGUGGACUCUUCAGAAUCUGUGAGGAACACGCCGAGUUCGGAGCCCCUCCCUCCGCCUACCACCUCCUCCCAGGUCUCCUGCCCCUCUGAAAUCAUGGCUGACCCAGAGGGCAGCUACCACGGCUCCACCACCACCGAGGAAGAGCCCAGCUACUCCAGCAACCUGCCGCCACACCGGCCAGCCCACCCGCACGCCCACGCACACCCCCUCAAGAGCUUCGCCGUGCCGGCGAUCCCGGUCUCCGGCCAUCCGUCAUACGAGUCCCCCGCCCUGCCCAGUACGCCUCUGCUCGCUCAGACCGGUGAGCUCUCACCUCAGACAUACCCAGAGUCUGUUUACCACCAGUGGCCUCCCACUCACCCUCACGUUGUAAAAACGGCCUCCAUCGGAACACUAGGAAGAACACGCACGCCAAUGAUCGUAACGGUGCCCAACGCCCCCGACGUGCCAGAGACGAGCAAAAUGCUGGAGGAUGUAGACAGCUCUCAUUAACCAGUCUCCCAGCUCGCCUCACCACCUCCCCUCCCCAUCCCACUCCUUCCUGUCGGCCUCUGAUGGAUCCCCUGACUGACCUCCUCUCCCUCCUUUCCCUCUUCUUCUUUCCUCUCUUCCUUCCCCCACUCCCAGGUGCUUGCCUCCCUGCCCCCCUGUCCCUCCCCGGCCCCUCGCAGUAACCCUAUUCCUCUCCCUCAGAGCUACGAGCCCGACGAGCUGACCGAGGAGAUGGCGCACCUCGAGGGCCUGAUGAAAGACCUGAACGCCAUCACCACAGCGCCAUGACCAUGCACUCGCUCGCUCGCUUGCUCAGAGAGACGCACUCGCACACACUUCC
Messenger RNA from Gambusia affinis (western mosquitofish), 5333 nucleotides. RefSeq names its product neogenin 1a (gene neo1a). The transcript is spliced from 29 exons. Gene Ontology annotation, molecular function: protein binding. Gene Ontology annotation, cellular component: membrane. The record is from RefSeq and is a predicted model, not a curated record. Bases 566 to 4993 code for a protein of 1475 amino acids. Lineage: Eukaryota; Metazoa; Chordata; Actinopteri; Cyprinodontiformes; Poeciliidae. Gene Ontology annotation, biological process: cell-cell adhesion.